Vespa mandarinia (Asian giant hornet) is the source of this 4000-nucleotide messenger RNA. It is a transcript of the gene Rgl, whose product is annotated as Ral guanine nucleotide dissociation stimulator-like. Gene Ontology annotation, molecular function: guanyl-nucleotide exchange factor activity. Gene Ontology annotation, biological process: Ras protein signal transduction. Lineage: Eukaryota; Metazoa; Arthropoda; Insecta; Hymenoptera; Vespidae. Gene Ontology annotation, cellular component: plasma membrane. The record is from RefSeq and is a predicted model, not a curated record.
UACUCACCAGUUGGUGGUGGUAAUGGUGGCAGUAGUAGUAGUGAGUAGUGGUAUUGUGGUGGCGGUAUGUUUCUCGUGUCGCCGAGAACGUCUGGUGGAAGUUAGCUAGGUAGCGUUUGUCCGUGAGCCGAUCGAGGAGGUUUGUACGUUCGUUUCGUACUUUCGUAUUUCGUUAGGAACAACGGGAACGACAGAAGCCAUCAUAAAGGGGCACAAGCACGCAUCUAGCAAGAAGGAGUAAGAAUAAUUCGUGUAACGUUCUUUAACGUUAGAGGGACAAUAUCACGAUAAUAGAUAGAAUCUGGUAGGGCAUGAGAUAUUGGAUAAUACUUUUACGAUUAAUUUGGAAAGUGCAUAAGCCAAUUGUGGCUAAGUUAGUGGUGUUUUUAUAAAUAGUGCUUAUUUAGUGUGCGCGGCGUGCAAGUGCCGUUGACGUUUCGUGUGUCAGUGUCCUCUCUCUCUCUCUCUCUCUUUCUCUCUUUCUUUCAUUCGGCGUCUCUUUCUCUCUCUCUCUCUCUCUCUCUUUUUCUUUCUCUCUUUGUCUUUUAUACGGAAACUGUUCUAGUCUCUCCUCUUUGACGUCCAACGGAAAGAAGGGGAUACAGCAACGGAAGGAAAAAAUAAAGGAUAGAAAGAGAGAGAGAGAGAGAAAGAGAAAGAGAGAGAGAGAAAGACUGCAAGCUUCUCUCUCUCUCUCUCAUUGCCAUGCCAAAUGACAGGUGCGAGGCGCCCCUCGAAAGGUUAUUCCCAUUGUUGACCAUAGGCUACGUCGUUCCCGCGUUAUUCUUAUACGUCGCCGUAAUCGCAGAAUGACGAGAUUACGUCGGGCCUCAUCGUUUUUUCGGAAGUCAGGCGAAGAAGAGGAGAAAAAACAGCAACGACGACGACGACGACGAAGACCAGGAGGAGUACGGAUUCCCUCGCGCUAGCGACAGGCUAUGAGCGCUGACAAUGGGGACGACUCCUUGCCCACGUGGCGCUUAUGGGGCGAGGAAAGGGGCGAUGGCGUCAUAUACACUGUCUACUUGAAGAAAGUACGUUAUCACAGACCUACGAGAAGCCUUUCCGCAUCGGACUCGGACGACGAGAUCUCGCACUUAGAAUGGGAGACCGUAAGAGUACGAUUCUUAAAAGCGGGUACCGUUCAACGUCUCGUAGAGAGCUUAGCCAACGACGAUGGAGAACUCGAGUCGACCUACAUCAAUGUCUUCCUUGCGACAUAUCGUGCUUUUACCACACCGCGAGAAGUCCUCGAACUGCUUCUCGCCAGGUACGAUGCGCUCGACGAAAAUACAGGCGCCCUCACCGGUGAACAACAUCGUAAAACCCUUAUUCAGGCGCUUCAUGUUUGGCUCGACGCCUAUCCCGGUGAUUGGAAAACACCACCAAAUCAUCCACUACUCGCUAGGCUUCUCGAUUUUGCUCAUCGACGCUUACCUGGCUCGGAACUCGAGCUUAAGGCUAGGCAUCGUUUGCAUAGAUUCCAACGUGAGGAUCAAAUUGAUUGCGUGGUGUACGACAAUGGCCGAGUUCAUGGCAGUUCGGAUUCGAACGGUGAUCAAUGGACGAGUUAUACGUUCCCUGAAGUUCCACAACGACAUUUCGCGGAGCAAUUGACUCGGAUGGAUGCCGAAGUUUUUAAAAAACUCGUGGCGCAUCAAUGUUUAGGCGCAGUUUGGUCUAGAAGAGAUCGUUCGAGGAAUCACGAGGCAGCUACGGUCUUGGCAACGGUCAAUCAAUUCAACGCAGUAUCAUUACGCGUAAUAUCGACCAUUUUGACAGAACCGACAAUGAAGUCGCAAGACCGUGCGAGAAUUCUCGAGGCCUGGAUCGACAUAGCGCAGGAAUUAAGAGUUCUCAAGAAUUUCAGUAGUUUGAAGGCUAUUGUUUCCGGUUUACAAAGUAAUCCAGUUUAUAGGCUCGAAAAAUGUUGGCAAUCAAUGCCAAGGGAAAAGCACGAAUUGUUUCGUGAACUCGAAAGAAUUUUCUCCGAGGAGAAUAACGCUUGGACGCAGCGAGAAUUGUUGAUCAAAGAAGGUACAGCUAAAUUCGCCGACACCGCCGGUAGAAGCGACAGACAUCUUCAGAAAUUAUUUCAAAAGCAAAAUACUCACGCUGGAAAUAUCAGUUACGGCACGAUACCGUACUUGGGCACGUUCUUGACAGAUCUCACGAUGAUCGACACCGCCAUCCCCGAUACGAUAGCGGACGGUCUGAUCAAUUUCGAUAAGAGACGAAAGGAGUUUGAGGUACUGGCAAGAAUAAGAUUGCUUCAAGGUGCAGCAAAUGCAUACAACUUUAGUACGGAUCCAUUGUUCGAUCGUUGGUUCCAUUCCGUGGUGGUGUUGGAUGAUCGAGAGGCUUAUAAAUUGAGCUGUCAAAUCGAACCACCACCACCUGGUAACACCUUAAAUAGUCGGGGCAAGAAGAAACAGAGUCAUCAGGGUCAUCGGAAGAAUGACUCGAUAGCCUCUACGUCGAGUUCUAGCAGUUCGCAAUUCUAUUGCGAUCUCGAUUCUUUACCUAGUUCGCCGCAUAACUCGUUGGAUCGUCGUACAUCGCCUUCGCAAAUGUCAAGCUCCUCUUCGAGUUCUUCUCUUCCUUCCUUGGACGUGUCCUUGAGCUCGGGCGGAGGUGGCGGCGGAGCAGGGGUCGGUGCCGCCAAUCGUUUGGCCCCACCGACCGGGACUUCUUUUACAGGGAAUGGAAGUACUCCGAAUUUGGUUGGAUUGUCCAGUCCAAGUCAUUCGCACAAGAAUUCACCAGACUUUUACAUUAUUAAGGUUACCAUGGAAAGCGAGAACGUUGAAACGGACGGUGUUGUGCUUUACAAAUCUAUCAUGUUAUCCAACAACGAGAGGACUCCCCAAGUAAUACGUAAUGCUAUGCUCAAACUAGGGAUCGAGGGUAGUCCUGAUCAAUAUACUCUCGCCCAAGUUUUACCCGAUCGAGAAAUGGUUCUACCCCAUUCGGCUAACGUUUAUUAUGCCGUUAAUACCGCACAUAAUCUUAAUUUCAUUCUACGACCUAAAAGGGACGUCAACGACUCUGCCACGGAAAGUCCGAAAAGUAAAAACAGUCACAAUCAUAAACGGUAGUGUUGGCUACACGAGGAUCUUAUCCUCGGUCUAUCCUCGAAACUUUCGAUGCGACAUGAUCGUUUAUCGCGAUUCGAAUACGAUCACGAAGGAUAGGGGAAACAAAAGAUAAUUUAAAGAGAGAAAAUAUUCCUUUUCUUUUUUUUUUUUUUUUCUUUUUUUAAUUUAUUUUUCAUUUUUCUUUUCUAUUCCUCGAAUCAACCAUUCGACACUCGCGAUACUCGUCGAUUACAUUAUUUCGAAGAAAAAUUUCGUUUGUAUCGAAUGAUCGACAUUGAAUCUCAUCGCGCUGCCAUUAGGUUUGUUUCGUCAAUUUACUUGUUUAAUUUUUAUUUUUCUUUUCCCCCUUGUAAUUUUUUUCUUUUGCUCUUUUUUCUUUUUGUUUUUUUUUUGUUUUUGUUUUUUUUGUUUUUUUUCCCUUGUGAGAACCAUGACAGAGCCGUUACGUCGUCCGUUAUUUCAUAAAUAAUCGAUCGGAUCCGUAAAUCGUUAAUCGAUCGACACUGAUCGCGAUGAAUUUAAUUUAUAAGAUACGUCAUUUUUAUUCUUCUUCCAUUGCAACGUAACGACGGACUAAUUAAUUAAGUGUUAGCAAAAUAAAAAGAAAAUGAAAAAAAAAGAAAAUAAAAAAAAAAAAAAGAAAGAAUAGACACCGUUUAGCAUGGAUACAUAGGUUUUUAUCUAUCGUAUAGAGAUUGUUUAGCCGUGAAAGAAAUGUAGAUGAAGGAAGGUAUAAUAUUAUUGUACAAUGUAAUAUCGAACGCGAUACGUAUAUUUACAAACAUUUGCGUUAUACACGCUACACACAUACAUGUACACUCAUUCUUACGUACACGCACACACACACACACAUACACACAUACACAUUUAUGUUUACCUAGCGGUUAUAUUGAGAUUAUAAG